Molecule: messenger RNA, 1503 nt
Organism: Nematostella vectensis (starlet sea anemone)
Lineage: Eukaryota; Metazoa; Cnidaria; Anthozoa; Actiniaria; Edwardsiidae
Product: calcium and integrin-binding family member 2
Exons: 11
Coding region: 519-1085 (188 amino acids)
Molecular function (GO): calcium ion binding
Source: RefSeq, a predicted model, not a curated record
CCAUCACGCCAUCACGCCCGCGUUUAUUCACAUUUCCGGGAAAUCUACAAGAUAGAACAUCGCUUUUACCUUGUUCUGGUCUCAAAGAAGCGUUUCGCUUUGAGUAUUGUCCUGCUUGUAAUGAAUGCAGCAACUAGAGCGAAUGGUUGGAUAUUUACAAGUGGGAAGGUGUUGCGUGGACAAGGGAUAAGAGUGUGGGAUGGGGGGAGGAGGGUAAUGGUUGUCAAGUACCAGUCCCUCCCCCUACUUUCCAAUGAAGGACUAAGCCCCUGUGAGGUAUAUCUCUUAUAAAGUCAAUAUUAUGGAUCUACUUCAGAAAACGGACACUAAGAUCUUCAACAAAAUCAAAGGUUUCUAGCUCAACACAAAAGCUGAACGCAGUGUGAUGCCAGUCGAGUGCUUACUGGGAAACCAGUAUAGUGUCGCGAAAGGCUUUACACUGCUUAGGGGAGCCGUUGGAAUGCAGAUCGACCAAACGUAAAAAGCUACUAUACAAAGCCUUUUAAAACCUUUGUAAAAUGGGGAACAAAGUUUGUGCUUUUACUGAAGAACAACUUGAAGACUAUCAGGAUUGUACGUUUUUCACGCGUGCAGAUAUUUUGAGGAUCCACAAACGGUACCGGGCUCUACACCCCGUCCUUAUUCCGGAUGAUUACAAGGAGCUCGAGACACAGCCUUUACUUAAGAUGAGACAUCUUCUCAAACUCCCCGAGUUAAAGGAGAACCCAUUCAAGUGCCGAAUAUGUCAAGUUUUUUCUGUGAACGGGAGCGGAGCAUUAACGUUUGAUGACUUCUUAAAUAUGAUGUCUGUUCUCAGUGACUCAGCACCAAGAGAGCUUAAAGUGAAAUACGCGUUCAAAAUAUUUGAUUUUGAUGGCGACCAGAAACUUGGGCCGACAGACUUGGCCCAGACGGUACUUUCUGUCACCGGAGGAGAUUUGAAAGAAGACGAAGUCCAAUUUGUCGUAGAGAGUUUGCUGAGUGAAGCUGAUAUAGACGAGACUGGGUAUUUGAACUUUCUUGAGUUCGAGAAGGUUCUCGAAAGGGCGCCUGAAUUCCUUAGUAAUUUCCACAUUCACAUCUGAAAACUAAAGCCUUGAAGUCCCUGACCACGUUACCUAAAACACCUCACGACACUUGAUUAACACGUGGAAGACAUCACCUAGCGCCUAGCGCCACAAGCAGACAAUCAGCAUGGAAUGAAAAUACCAAUCCCGUUCCCAGAGCCCACGUACCUUAGUGCCAGCGGCAAUGUACAAGGUAGACUCCUAGCCGUCUCUAGUUUGGAGGAAAGUCACAAAAUUUCGCGCGACAAUGGCGUGAGUGCCGGCCAACAAUGGAGUCCGAACUAUCUCCGAGCGCUCACCCCGAACUAGAGCGAAACCCGACCCCACGAGCGCCUACUGCGUAUAUUGUUAUUACGGACCUUGGAUAACCAAUUUUUACCUGAAUCUGUUGGUUCUGGUUUUAGUGCCCAUGUCCAAUAAAAAUAGCAACCGGGAA